Bacidia gigantensis is the source of this 1857-nucleotide messenger RNA. RefSeq lists its product as uncharacterized. Bases 1 to 1857 code for a protein of 618 amino acids. NCBI's taxonomy places the organism in Eukaryota, Fungi, Ascomycota, Lecanoromycetes, Lecanorales, Ramalinaceae. The record is from RefSeq and is a predicted model, not a curated record. The transcript is spliced from 3 exons.
AUGGGUCUUGGAAGCGCGCCGACAGUAUCUGUACCCAGGUAUCUCAUCAACAAUGGCAUAGACAAUCUCUGGGCCAAACAAGCUAAUAGCGAUACUCCCGCGAUUGUGUCCUUCACCAUACAAGAUGCCGAUCUUGGUGUCAUUCAGAAUGUCACUUUCAGCUCGCCGCGGAUUGUCAUGCAACAAUCACAAAUCGUCUUCCAAUUCAGGAUCGAGUCUGGUACCUUUAUGGCCAAGAAUCAAACCCCUAGCUCUAUUGAUCUGUCUGGGUUUCGGCUUGCAUAUCCUGCAAGCCUGUCAAACAGCACGUUAGAUACAACAACAGCCUUAUACAAGCAGAUGCAAUCAAAGAUGGCUGUUCCCGGUAAUUACUCGAUAAAUCAGCUCCUCAUCAACUUACCCGUAUCCACUGAUAGCACUUUCUGGGCCAAUCCUCUUCCGAGCUUGACCUCUUUCGGCGCUAACAGUGGUAAUGUAACACCUGCAAUCAUGAAAAUUCUUGGUGUUCUUCUCGCCGUUAAAUUUGCAGGCCUCAAAUCCUUAGGCCUACUGGCGAGCGGCUACUCGGCACAAGUAGCCAAUCCUGCCUCAAUCACUGAUCAUCCACCCACGUUUGUGCCAACCUACGCUCACAUGCAAAGCUACCCGUGGAUCGCUCAAUCUCCAUUGUCUCAGCCAUCUUUUGGUCUGCAAGGCAACGCACGCUUGAACUCCCUGUGCUUUAUGGAAAUGACCCAAGGAAGAGUAGCUCCGACCGGCAGCGAUGUCGAUGUGCCUUUCAAUGGCAACUGGACAACUAGUAUCCCACCGACUCUGGCCACCUACAGAGUCCUACCAACAAACACUUUUACCGUCGCUGCAAGUAGCGCUCAAAGUUGUAACGAGCCUACAAAGGCACUUGAUAGCUCAAAUAUGACAUUUUGGCACACACAAUACUCACCCACACUGACGCAAUAUCCUCACUCCAUAACCAUCGACAUGCAUACAACGCAGCUUGUCAAUGGACUGACAUAUCUGCCUCGUCAAGAUACUACCCCCAAUGGCCGGAUUGCAAAAUACAGCAUACAGCUUAGUAUCAACGGUUUAUCCUGGGGUCCCGACGUCGCAGUCGGUACUUUUGCUAAUGACACUUCUUUGAAGCAAGUCUUCUUCAGUAGCUCGUACGCUCGGGUGGUGAGGUUGACUGCCCUCUCGGAAGUCAGCGGCAAUGCUUGGGCAAGUGCUGCUGAAAUCAAUAUACUCAGCGGCGCCUUGAACAAAAGUGACUGGCAAGUGAGCGCAGAUAGCGCCGAGUCAGGAUUUUCAGCUUCAAAUGCGUCUGACCAGAGUAUGGAUACUAUCUGGCAUACUUCGUACUCUGGAAAUCCUGCCUAUCCCCAUACAUUCACAAUCGAUCUCUAUCAGAUGGCCAGCAAGGUUGGGUGGAAGCCAAUCUCUGGGCUUGUGUACACUCCGCGACAAGACAUCACGCGCAAUGGCACCAUCGGUAAAUUUUCAAUUCGUGUAAGUGGGGACAUGACUAAAUGGACGACUCUGGCAAGCGAUAGAUGGGUAGAUGACCGCAGCAGCAAGGUGGUCAGGUGGGCUCCAACGCCCGGUCGCUAUUUCCAGCUGCAGGCCAUUUCUGAGGCUGGCAACCGCGGUCCUUGGGCUAGUGCAGCUGCUAUUGACCUGCUUGAUGGAAGCGGUCAGAUUGCUGACUCGACCUCUACAGACUUCGGCUACUUUGGUUUGUCACGUGCGAGCUUUUUUGACCGCUAUCUUAUCCCUAAAUUACGCGUCUUGAACGCGGGUCUGGAAGCUUUCAUUGCUGGUCUGACUGUCGAUAUGAGCGAUUGGAGCGCACCUCUAUGGUAA